CCCUUGACUGUCUCCUUCACUGUGGGCUCGCAGGCACACACAGCCGCGUAUCACCAGAGCUGGCCGCUGUCCUCGCAGUACCUGAAACACCAGGGACCUUGCAAUGAUCUCGCUGGACUUAAAUUUCAACAUUUUGACUCGGGACCUGUCGCAUUACCUGGAGAACCAAGUGAAAGUUGGGCUGUUCGGUUCGGGAGUGGGUCUGUCUCUGGUGUUGGGCUUCAGCGCGGCGUACACCUGCUACUAUUUGAUCUCAGUAGCGAAGAAGCCACAGCUGAUCUCUGGAGGUAAGAAGUUCUACCAUUUUCUGAGGGAGCAAUGUCCAGUAGUGUCAGAGACCUACUACCCCACCUUUUGGUGUUGGGAGAGCCGCAUCCAGACUCUGCUGAGACCUUUCGUCACAGCCAAACCGGGGGUCAUCUACAGAAAUGAGCUCAUUAAAGCAGCAGAUGGAGGACAGAUCUCUUUGGAUUGGUUCGACAACGAUGACAGCCUUUCUCAUCCCGACCCUGCCACCAGGCCCACAGUCCUCCUCCUCCCCGGUCUGACCGGCACCAGCCGAGAGUCCUACAUCUUACACAUGGUCCAACAGAGCCGGGAUCUGGGCUAUAGAUGCGUGGUUUUCAACAACAGAGGAGUUUCUGGUGAAACAUUACUGACCCCAAGGACCUACUGUGCAGCCAACACAGAGGAUCUGGAGACUGUUAUUGAACACAUCCAGAGGGCCUAUGAAGCUGCUCCACUCAUGGCUGCAGGAGUGUCCAUGGGCGGGAUGAUGCUGGCAAACUACUUGGGGCGCAAGGGCCGGGAAACCUGUCUGAAAGGGGUCGUGGUCUUCUCAGCGGGCUGGGAUGUAUUUGAGUGCACCGCUUCACUGGAAAAACCCCUGGACCGUUUCCUCUUCAACUCCUACCUCACCAGCUGCCUACAAGCCUCUGUGCACAGGCACAGACCAGUGCUCGAAAAAUGUUACGACAUUGAUCAUGUCAUGAAGGCAAGGACCAUCCGAGAGUUUGACGAGAGGUUCACCUCGAUAAUGUUUGGUUAUCCUACCAAUGACGACUACUACCGCGAUGCCAGUCCUGUCCACAGGCUCAAAUCUGUGCAGGUGCCAAUGCUAUGUCUCAACGCUGCUGAUGAUGUCUUUUCUCCAUCUCACGCCAUUCCAGUGGAGGCAGUGAAACAGAACCCUAACCUGGCCAUGCUCAUUACCCAUCACGGUGGCCAUAUUGGUUUCCUGGAGGGCCUGUGGCCACGUCAGAGCACUUAUAUGGACCGAGUCUUCAAGCAGUUUGCAAAGGCGGUCAUUGAGCAAAGCAACCAACUCAAAGACCUCUCCUGAUAAGAAAAUGUAACUGAUGUUCUGGUUUUACAUUUUUAUUAUGUCUUCUUGAUACAUUCUGUCCUUUAUUUCUUCCAUUUUAAAUCCCAUUCUUGUUUUUUAUACCUUAAUCAGCCCUUUCUGCAUUACAUCUAUCUUCUCCUCUCUACCAGACCAGUUCUGCAGUUUUUCUUUCUUCCGAUGACUUCUUCUAUCCUUGCCCUCCAUAGGUCCGUUCUAUUUUUGCUGCCACAAGCAAAAAAAAAAAAAACUAAUUCUUUCUCAUUUUAAAGGGCACAUUUUAUUGAAUGCAGCAUUUGUGUUGCACUCAGCAUUAAUUUAUUGAUUCCAUGCAGUUAAAAGUCUGUAGUCCUGCAAGCAAAGCUGUUCAUGUCACAGCUGAAAUACUGAAUCUGUGCCCAUUUGUGCAUUAGCUAGCUAAAGAAUUAUGUGAUUACCUUGUGCAAUCAUCAGUACUGUACAUGAGAUUCCAAUCAUUUUUGGUAAUGAAGCAUCCUCUAUUGCUUUUAUCAUUAAGACAUCUGUAGGAUUUUAGCCCUCAGGGAUUUUUUUUUAUUUUCUUAACUUCAUUUUCCUUAACUUCUUUCCCUCCUUUGUACUUUCUCAGUUAUUCUCCUUGAGUUUGAGUUUUCCUAAGUUUACGUCCACACAAAGUUAUUUAUUUUCUUCUAAAGUAAUAGUUUCAUAUUUUUGUCUUUUGAGUUGUGAAGCUUGAAUUCACUUUCUUUUAAAUAUGAUGCUAAUAUCAUGAGAUGAAUAGCUUAAAGAUUGGAAGCAUAAAGAUUGGAAGCAGAGGAAAGCAGCGCCUCUGAAGCUCUAAAUAAAAUGCAGUGCCGUGAAAAAGUAUUUUCCCUCUUCCUGAGUUCUUAGGGGUUUUUUCAUAUUUCAUACUUCAGAUCAGCAAAAUAAAUUGUAAUAUUUAACAAAGAUAACCAGAGUAAAUACAUAAAAAUCUGUGUGAUGAUCUGAAUCAUGUAAGUAAUGUAAUUUAAUAAAUGUGCAAAAAAAUAAACAAAUCAGGAAGAGGGAAAAUACUUUUUCUCUGCAUUUUAGUGUAAUGUUACUAAGGGAUACUUCCCUCUCGUUGCCAGGAGAAGAAUUGUCAUGGGAGAGGAGUACCCACAAAUUAAACAUGAAAUUGCAAAGCUCUUAUAUUUUGGCAUAAUUUCUGUCGCUGUUAAUAAAUAAUCAGAAAUCAGUCAUAAAGAAACGUAAGUCCUCGAAUGCAGUAGUUUGAGCGCGCUGCAUAGUAAUUACACAUUUUAAAGCAAAAAAGUACAAAUUUAAUCAUUUUUAUCUUAUUUAUUUAUUUAUUUGUUGCAUAGUUGACAUUUUGCUACAUCAGAUGGUCAAAAAUAACUAUUAAAAUAUAGGUUUGCCUAAAAUCUGUCCAAUAAUAAUAAGUACUUACCUUUACCACACACAGACAGAUAAUGUAGUGCCUGGACUAAAGCUUUGUUUCUUUUACCUCUGAAGUUGUCAGAGGUAGGAGUGACGUCACUCUCGAGCUGACCGUUCCAGUAGUAGUAGUAUGUGGAAAAUAUCGUAUUUUGGGUUAUUUCCCAAUUUUAUGUAGUUUAUAAUUUUGACUUCUCAGAUACAUAACUCAUAAUUUUUGAGUUAUUAAGUAAUUUAGCUACCCCCCCCCCCCCAAAAAAAAAAAAAAUAUAAAAUUUAAAAAAAUUAAAAAAAAUUCAGCUUGUAUAGAGUUCAAAUUGGAAAGUCCUACAUCAAAGUUGGGAUUUCCAACUCUUCAGUUGGAACACAGUGUAUUUCCUAGUCUCAUGAGUGACUUUAAUGUGUUUGGUUACCCGUGUAACCCUGGUUCUCUGAGGUAUCUCGUGAUAGGAUAUGCCCUCUGACGUAACGAAAAGCUCCACUAGCACAAAGUCCUUCUACGAUCUUAAUUGCUGAUCUAUUUGGUUCAAGUCCACUGGAUGUCUUUGUCAUCAGUGCGUGCGAACAUCUGUCUGGGCAUCUACGUACCUGCCUGUUUUUUGUGACUGCACGGAGUCGUCUGUGAAGAAUUUAAAUAAGAAUGGACCAGCUACCCAUCUAUCCCAGGCAGUAGGCAUAAAGCAGACUUCAGAGAAGUGUAACAGAAAAAACUACGCAGCUAUUGGGUCUCGAACUGUAAAUCAAUAUCCAUCAGAGUAUAAUCAAUGCUUAAAGCCUAGGUUAUGCUCUGUUAGUUCAUUAUCAUGUAAACUGUCUGCAAAAAUAAUAGGCAGACAAACAGACAUCCACAGAAACCUGCUAACCAUCUGAUGACGAAGGGCUCAUUUAUAAUAGCCCUUGGCCUCAAUGUAUAAAAGCAAUGUAUAUUUGUCAGUCCGCUAGUUGAGGCUGCCAUUUUAAUUUAAAAAAAAAAAAAAAAAAAAAGGAGAAAUCUACCUAAAUCAACCUGUUUUGGAGCUUUACAGGGAUAACCAAGCUGAGCUAGUUUCCCCCUUCUUUCAUUCUUUAUGCUAAUCAAGUAACCGGCCCCUGGCUGCAGCUUCAUAUGUAGCAGACCGAGAGUGGAGGGGUGUCAGCCUCCUUAUCUAUCCCACACUGCAAAAUCGAACAAGCAUAUUUUGAAUUGUUCCUGUCUGUACGUCUCCUGCAUGCACUUUUAUUUUGACUCAUUCUUCCAUUCAUGCACCAAAUAGUUUUACAACAUGGAGGCAAAUUCAUCAAUGACGAGGAAUGUAAAAUUGCACUAUGUAAGUUGAAAAAUUCCUUAAUGCAAAGCACUUCAUUUCAUGAGAAAAAUGAAAGUGUAUCCCAAAGGUUGAACAGAGCAAAUGAGAGUAUGGCAAUUUCACAAGGUUUUCUUUCUUCAAAUGUUGAAAACGAGUCCUUAACGUAGGUCUGAGGGUGCUAGACUCAGUGGAUGUGAAUGAAAUAAUGCACACGGUGACUGUCUGAAAGUGUUAGAUGUUGCUUUACUAAAUGCAAAGCCUGGUUUCCAGUCGUUUUUUGUUUUCUUUUGCCAACAAUGAUCAAGGGGCUGGCUACCAUGUAUGAGUUAGCAUCAGUGAAACAAUCAGAUCUGACUGGAAGCCAGACUUUCAGUAAUGCACUGCGUGGAGGAUUUUUCCUGUUCCUGUGGAAUUACGAUUUUUUUGUGUUUGUUUGUCCUGCCGAGUGUCCAUUGUGCAGCAUGUGUCUUAUCAGUGUCAUCAUGUCCUGAACGUUAACACCACUUUGUAAUAUGUAGCACAAAGGACAUGUUUGUCUGUUCAUAGGAUUCAUUUCAUUUUUUUACACUGUAUAAAAAGAAGAAAAUGAAACAUUCGGUUCAACAUGUGCGGCAAUAAAGAGUUUAACUUUAAAACAAUGUCUCUAUAUAAGUACUAGUAUAUACAGAUUAUCAACAUGAGUGUAAUAUGCUGUAUUUAAUAAAUAAAUAAACAAAUUCUAAGUCA
Messenger RNA from Neolamprologus brichardi, 4752 nucleotides. RefSeq names its product abhydrolase domain containing 3, phospholipase (gene abhd3). Lineage: Eukaryota; Metazoa; Chordata; Actinopteri; Cichliformes; Cichlidae. The record is from RefSeq and is a predicted model, not a curated record. Gene Ontology annotation, biological process: phosphatidylcholine metabolic process; medium-chain fatty acid biosynthetic process; medium-chain fatty acid catabolic process. Gene Ontology annotation, molecular function: A2-type glycerophospholipase activity; acetylesterase activity; monoacylglycerol lipase activity.